CCCAGGGGCAGUUGGCGGAAGAGAUCGCGCUCCUCGGCUGCUCGCUCUACGUUGCUCCCGGAGUUCUCGCCGCCCGCGUUUGGCGUCCGUCCCCGGCCUGGGGUCCGUGUGUCGGCGUCCCACUUGCAGUCCCUCGCUCGGCGGGGACACAGCGCGGCGGGCUCCCCGUCCCGGCGGCCUUCCAUGGAGUAGGUCCGGGACCGUUGUCCCGAAGAGCGCGAUCGAGCUUGGGCCCCCUCCUCCCGCCCUCCUUCCUGCCGCGGCCAACAUGGCUAACAACAGCCCCGCGCUGACAGGCAACUCGCAGCCGCAGCACCAGGCGGCCGCGGCCGUGGCCCAGCAGCAGCAGCCAUGUGGCGGCGGCGGCGCCACCAAGCCCGCCGUGUCGGGCAAGCAGGGCAACGUGCUGCCGCUGUGGGGCAACGAGAAGACCAUGAACCUCAACCCCAUGAUCCUCACCAACAUCCUGUCGUCGCCUUACUUCAAAGUGCAGCUCUACGAGCUCAAGACCUACCACGAGGUGGUGGACGAGAUCUACUUCAAGGUACGCAUCCUCUAGGCCUCGGUGCGGGGGUAAGUCCGCCAGAGCGGGGUGGUCGGAAGCCGGUGGAAGCGCCCCCUUUCCCCCUCCCGAGACCCGAGGAUUUGGGGGAGGGGAAAGUUGGCGGAGGGAGAAGUGAGGCUUGUGGCUGGUUUGGGACGGGUUGGGCCAGGGCCGCCCUCUUUCUCCUUUUCAGGUUUGGUUUCUCUUUUUCUUGUUUUAUUUUAUUUUAUUUUUUUAAAGAGCCGGGGCGAGCCCGCCGCCAUCGAUCUUUAACCUACCCCAACCUCCUGCCUAUCCCUAGGGAGCUGUUGGGUAAGAAGGUUAGGGGAGAGGAGAAAAGUAAUACCAGAAGCCUGUCCAAGUUCACCAUUUUAAAAGUGACUCCUUUUGACCCGUGUCGACCGAGCACCAACUUAGUGCUUCUUCCGCUGUCGCGC
Molecule: messenger RNA, 981 nt
Organism: Psammomys obesus (fat sand rat)
Lineage: Eukaryota; Metazoa; Chordata; Mammalia; Rodentia; Muridae
Product: pre-mRNA-splicing factor 38B-like
Exons: 1
Coding region: 269-559 (96 amino acids)
Cellular component (GO): precatalytic spliceosome
Source: RefSeq, a predicted model, not a curated record